Messenger RNA from Python bivittatus (Burmese python), 957 nucleotides. RefSeq names its product olfactory receptor 2D3. Gene Ontology annotation, cellular component: membrane. Gene Ontology annotation, molecular function: G protein-coupled receptor activity; olfactory receptor activity. Gene Ontology annotation, biological process: G protein-coupled receptor signaling pathway. NCBI's taxonomy places the organism in Eukaryota, Metazoa, Chordata, Lepidosauria, Squamata, Pythonidae. The record is from RefSeq and is a predicted model, not a curated record.
AUGGAGGCCAACAACUUCACUGCUGUCUCAGAAUUUGUCUUAGCAGGACUGACUAAUCAUCGUAAAACCCAGAUUUUGCUUUUUGUGGUCAUCCUCAUCAUCUAUCUAUUUACUCUUUUGGGAAACGUUGUGAUCAUCGUGCUCGUGCAAGCUGACUCCAGGCUUCACACACCGAUGUACUUCUUCUUGACUCACCUCUCAGGUCUGGAGAUUUGUUAUGUCUCUAGCACCGUGCCCCAGAUGUUGGUUCAUCUCUUGUCUGGAAAUGGAACCAUUUCCUUCAUACGCUGCACAUCUCAGAUGUACAUUGCUUUCGCUUUGAGCAUGGGCAGUACCGAAUGUUUGCUGUUGGGUGUCAUGGCUUAUGAUCGCUACCUGGCCAUCUGCAAGCCCUUGAGAUAUGCCUCUGCCAUGGACAGGAAGCACCAACACCUCCUUGCCACCUCCUGCUGGAUCAUGGGUUGCCUCUUCUCAAUGGUCAACAUUGUUUGCAUCUUUCAUCAUCCCUUCUGUGGUUCUAAUUCCAUUAACCAUUUCACAUGUGAACUGCAGUUUGUCCUGAAACUGGCAUGUGGUGAUAUCAAACGCACCAAAGCCAUCCUGAAUGGUCUAUCAACAUUUAUUGUUCUAGUUCCCUUUUCUAUUAUCUUAUGUUCCUAUAGUUGCAUCCUGUAUUCCAUUUGUCAAAUGCAGUCAGUUGCGGGAUGGCAGAAAAUUUUCUCCACCUGUGGUUCCCACCUUGUUGUGGUCACCUUGUUCUAUGGUACCAUCAUCUCUAUCUACAUUAUUCCCCAGUCGAUCUCAGAUCCUGAUCGGGAGAAAAAAAUUGCAGUCUUGUACAUUGCGGUGACCCCUCUGCUUAACCCCAUCAUUUAUACCUUGCGGAACAAGGAUGUCCACACGGCUAUGGGCAAGGUGUUGAAAAGAAGCAGCUUUGGGGCAAAGCCAUCUUGCUGA